UGUGCAUGGAGUCCGCUACUCACCACUCCUCGUCGUUUAACAAAACCUUAUUUCCUCCAUGAAGACGACGUAUUCCUGGGCAGGUGCGUGAUUACAAGGGAAGUAACACUUCUGGACAAAGUCAAAAUGUUUCGCCGGUCAAGAUUUAGUGCCCGUCCUAAUGUGGGCACCGGGGGCCGAGGGGCAGCAGCAACCGCAACACCUCAGGAAGCAGCGCCAGCCAAUCGGGAGGCCAGUGAACCCCCCGCGGACACCAGUGAGAGCAGCACCGCUCCGAAUGCAGAGAUAGAAGUAAAGUCAGAUGUGACGUCAGAAAAACCUGCAGCUCCAGAAGAUGGCAAUGAUCAGAAUGGGGAAGGAACCAGCUCUUCAGCAGCAGUCCAGCGAAGGAAGCGGUUUUCUGUUAAACCCAGAGUAGCUCCUGGUCGUCCACCCACCCUCCCACGGACACCAAAGUCCCCCAUUAAAUCAGUUUCUGAAACUCCUGUCGAAUCGUCUGGUACUGGUGUUGAAACGUCACCACAAGCUGUUUCCACCAGAAGUGGAAAUGCGGCUGCCACUCAAGGAUUACUGUCCCCAAGGCGAAGGAGAUCCUCAGAAGGCAGCAAGUCGCCAAGAGUCCAGCCUAAGCCCGCCGUCGUUUUGGACGACAGCUCAGAGCCUUCAGUCGUCCCUCCAGCUGAAGACUUGCCAGACCAAACCCAUCUGCCAUCUGCCAGUAGCAGCCAGUCGGAAAAGACGUCUGACUGUCAAGCUAAAGAAGGUCCACCCGUCAGGCACCCAGAAAAAGUACCACCUUCUCUACCCGACAGGGAAACGAAUGAGAUAUCGGAAAAAGCCAAAAGUCUGGUAACAUCAAAAACCGCUCUCUCACUGACGGCCUCGUCGUCUCUGAGUCGACUCCUGAAUGGCCCGUCGGACCUGCAGAGGCUCAUAAAGGCGCAGAAGCUGAGAGAGCUGCUCAGACAGGAGAGAUGCAAAGAAAAGACCCUAAAGAAAGCUAAAGCACGUUCAAAGGAAUAUUCUUUAGAUCCUGCCAAGAUGACGAUGAGGGACCUCAUUCAUUAUCUCCCUACGUCUAACCCCAUGUCGUGUAGUUUAGAAGAUUCAGUCCAAGAAAAUGAGACUUUGGUCCCACCCUCUCCACUGAGAGAAGCGUCUCCAGAGCCAGCACAAGAACCCAUAGCCCCUUCGAACAACACAACAAAUCCCAGAGAGGAGGAAGAGGAGGGCGAGGAUGAUCAGGAAGAAGCUCUGAUGGUUCCUCAGGUCAAAGUAGCAGAAGAUGGCUCACUGAUUAUUGAUGAAGAGAGUUUAACAGUGGAAGUCCAGCGAGCAAAGGGACCAAACCCGGCACAGGACCGAGACCCCAUUUUUGAGCGAGGCUCCACAACAACUUACUCCAGUUUCAGGAAAGGGAGCUAUACCAAACCUUGGUCCGCUGAAGAGACGGACAUGUUCUUCCUGGCUGUGAGCAUGGUGGGGACGGACUUUUCCAUGAUUGGUCAGUUGUUUCCACACCGGGCUCGAUCAGAGAUAAAGAACAAAUUUAAAAAGGAAGAGAAGUUGAAUUCCUGGAGGAUCGACAAAGCUUUCAAAGAGAGACGCAAACUGGACAUUGAAUACUUUUCUAAACUUCUUGAGAAAGUUAUGGAAGUUAACAGGAAUCGAAAGAAACUGAAGUCACUCGCUCAGAAAAAUGCCCCCAAGCAGCGAAAAGCACCUGCCAAAAAGCGAGCAAGAACACUGAGUAAUGUGGAGGAAGUCGACGAGGAAGACGAGGAUGAAGUUCCAGACGUGGAGGAGGAAGGAGAAAAAGAGAACGAAGACCUCUGCAACGAGGGAGGGGCUCCUGCCGCUGAGCCCAAGAGGAAGAACAAGAGAAAGAAGAGAGCGGACGCAUCAACUGAGGAUCGGCAGGAGAGCGGCGAGGCGGGCGUGUCUGAAUGUGCUGAGGCCGCACUCCCUGAAGACCACACCAAUGCAGACAUUUCUCAGGAUACAGUUACAGAUAAAAAUCUGGUUAUCAAGCCGGCUAAGCUCUCUCGAGCAAGAGCUCCAAAACCAACCCUGCCUCUGGGCCGUAAGUGGGGCAAAAAGACGGCCCCUCCCACCAAACCCAGAGAGGCUGCGUCAGAUGAAGAGGACGAGAACGUCGACGGCAGCACCCAUGAGGAGCAGGUAAAUAAAGAUGCUUCAGCUUCAAGUGAAGCCAGCAAGAGGAACGCAGCAGAUGAUGACAUGUCAGACGAAGAAGAAGAUCUGACCGUUAAACCUCCAAAACCUACAAGAUAUGGCAGAGUGCCCAAACCCACCAAGCCCCUGACUUACUCCGACAAAGACGACAGCAACUCCUGUGCGUCCGAAACCUCGGCGCCGGCUGCCAAGCCUAAAGCCAAAUGCACGGCCAAGAGGGGGAGGACAUCGAAGCAGCAGUCGUCCCCGAAGUCUAAAAAACCCAAGCUGGUCACGCUCCGGGCCUCUCAGUCAGACUUAAGCGAUGAGGAGAACGACGGACAGUGGGGCGGCGAAGAGCUGGAGGUGCAGCAGCUGCCGUUCAGCUCCAGCCUGGACAACAGCGCCUCCGAAAUUGUGCCCACAGGCCUCCACACCCUGCAGUCUGAGAUCUCAGAAGUGGAUGAUUCCAUGGUGGAGCUUGAUAUCUUGGCCAGUAUGCCCGAUGUGUUGGGCAUGUCAGACGAAGCGCUGUGUCCUGAUUCAUCCUGUGGUCAGGCACAGCAUGGGACAGACACAGCUGAACCAUGUGAACAUCAAUUGGACCUGCUGGUUGACGUUAUAGAUUUCCUUUCCACAGAACACACAGAAGAUAAUUUAAAUUUGUCUGAGGAACAAAGUUACAAUGAGGCUGCACAGACCCUGUUGGCCAUUGGCAAUGUGGCUCACAUCACUCAGGCAGCACCGAGUCAAGACGCCAUCGGAGAUUACAAAGAAGGUACAUCAGAAGACAAUAACGAGCCCACCAGCAUAGAGGACCAGAUUCCCCCAAGGCCUGCUGCAGAAGAGGAAAGUGCGCCUUCUGUAUUUGCACAGUUUAGACAGGAUGUUACGAAAACAUCAGAAACUGCGACCACAGUGGAAGUAGAAGUCACUGAAGCUCACGCUGUUAGUGGCGACGUGGCUGUUACCAGUACAAGUGGUCAGGAGAGAACCGAGCAGCAGACCGUUGUUGAACUGGAACCUGAAUUGCUUUCAAUCCCAGAGAGCUCAAAUAAUAAUCAUCCACUACAAACAAACAAAGGUCGCUUUUCCAAUAAGAAACCUAAACCUAAUCUUACCCAGACGUCAAGGACUGCUCAAUCAAAGUCUCAACCAGAAUCAUCAAGUGGUGAAGCGAGCCAUGCUGGAGCACCUUGUCAAGGCAACGCAGCAACAACGGCUGCAGUAGAAAUAGCUCCAGAGACUCAAGACUCUGCUCCAACAACGUUAAAAGCCAAUGUAAUAGAUGAACCGUCUCACCAGGAGAUGAUUGUUGGCCAGGUGGAGACAGGUGCAGUAGCAUCAGAAGUCCAGAGUCACCUUUCUGCUGAAUUCCAGGUUGAACCAAGCAGGCUGACUACAGUGGAUACCAACGUAACAUCUGAUUCUAGAGAUGAAAAACUUGCCUCUGUAGAAACAUCUGAGACUUCUUUGAAAGAUCCACCAACCUGCGACUCAGCAGUCACGGAAGUCACCCAAGAGGCAGUCAUAGAUUUAACCGCUGACACGUCCACCGAUAAUGUUCCACCUGCAGAAGAUUCACCAGUCCGUAAGGACGAAGAAAGUGAAGUUCAAACCACGCGCCAGUCUAGACGUGGUCGAUUGCCAAAAAUCAAACCCAAUCUACAACAGACGUCAAGAACUGCAAGGUCUAAAGAUGAAACUCCUAAACCUGUAGAAACAAGGUCAGCUUCUGAGUUCAUCAACGAAAACCCGACAUCUUGUUCUCAAACAUCUGAGGCUGUCCCCGAAACUGAAGCUCGACAAAAAACAGAUGUACAUUCAUCCCCAAAACAAGAAGACCGCAAGUCUUCUGUUGUGGCUGCCACACCCGUGGAAGAAGUACGACCCACUCAAGAAGAGUGUAAUGCUGCACCUACUUGUCAAACGAGGCGAAGCCGAUUCCAAAAAGUCAAACCAAACAUACCGCAGAUGGCAAGAACUGAAAGAUCCAAACCUCAAACCAGAGAAGACUUAAAUGUAGGCCCAGGUUCUGAUGUGGAACCUCAACCAACAUGCGUUCUCGCACCAGAACAGUUGAAUCAGACCACUGAUCCUGCUUCAACUGUUGAUCCCCGGUUGAAUUUAGAUAGUACUCCGAAGGAACUCACUCCAGAUGAAGACAAACAUGCAUGUCCUGAACCUCCAAAUCAGACAGACUUGAGUUCCUCAACCAUUGAGGAGAGGACGUCAGAAAGCAAGAACCUUUCUGAAUCCCAGUUUAGUGCUGCUAUUGAGCAGAACAUCAGAGAACCAGAGUCUACCCCCAAGAUCAGUGAUGAAAUCCUGCCUGCUGAGGUUAAACCGGCUGAGAUUAGCUGUGAGGAUAUGUUGACAACUGACUCAUCGGUCACAGAAUCCCAGGUUACACAACAAUCAAAUGCAAAUUCAACCUCGGCGCAGUUUCAGACAGGCCAGGAUGAGGAUUCUGCUGAGGUUGCUACAUGUGUUCAAGAGUCACCAGCCAGUCAGGAAGACAGUCAGGUUGCAUCAACCUCUCAGGUGAGGAGGGGUAGAUCACAAAAAGUCAGACCCAAACCGAUUCUACCUUCGAUACCACGCACUGCUAGGUCUGAACGACAAACUACCAGUGAGUCUGUGGAGAAGGAGUCAAGUCCAAGCCCCAAAGUGGAGGUGGAACCAAAGCAACCACAUAAAGAAGCAAGAAGUGAAAGUACUCCUCCUGCUUCAACUUUAAGUUCGUCAUGUGAUUUGAUUUCUCCUGCUGUUACCACCGAUGAGCUGGCGACAAAAGAAAACAACAAUUCAUGCACCGAACAAGGAACAACACAAAAUGUAUCUCAAAGAAGACGAUUUUCCAGAGUCAAACACAAGCCCAACCUGGGUUCAUCCGCUCCAACUGCACAGACAAAACCACAGUCACCCGAUAUCAGUCAGCCCGCUGAUCACAGCCUGAAAGACACGUCCUCAAGUGGGACAACAGAGCAAUCACUUGGUGGUGGUACAAAUGCACAAGGAGAUUUGGAACUUGUAGAAAAAAGUGAUGAGCACUUGCCACCAGCACACAGUUCAUCAAAGGAAGCGCCCACCUCGGUGAAGUUUGGUGGAGAGGAUUGUAACCUGGGCAGGCCAGACGCAGCUGCGGAGACAAAUAUUCAACAGAUCAUUGAUCCAGCUGCAGAUUCUUCAAAAGAGGGCUCCACGGAAUCAGUCGUAGUGUCCACUGAUACCUCUUCACAGUGUUUGGAAGGAAAUUCAUCUGUUAAAAGUACGGAUGAUGUGAAGUCAGAGUUGACAGACUCUCCUCAGACAUCCAAAAAAGCUCCUCAGCCUCACAGAGGCAGGCUCAUCAAACCCAAACCCACCUUGGGUUCCCGGACUCGUCGUGUCCAGCCGCAGGAAGCAAAGGACAGCGCUCCAGCAGAACCAGAGUCUGGCAGCUGCUUACCGGAUGUAGAUGCUUCUGCUGAUCAGAAACUUGUGGCUGAACUCCGACCGGACACUCAAGAACCAGGAGAGGGAGUUACUGAUGAGCUACAACACCCAGACCCCCCUCAAGGGGAUAUCGCACCUUCCACUGGCUUAUUGGCAAAAUCUGAUCAAUCUCCUCAAGGCGUGGCAGAAACAUCGCCCAGACAGAUUGAAUCAUCAAGUUCAGAAGGGUUCCAGACUCAUCCGUUACUUCAAGACAUGCUGCCGGACAGCGUGCCUUCAGAUCCCGACGAGCCGUUUUUCAUCUUGUCUCUGACCGCGGUCCCGGUGUCCUCGUCGGGGGAGGUAGCGCCCAGUGCAGCAGAGCCCCCGCCUUUUCUCACUGCAACACCUCCAUCGGUACAACAACCAAGCGUUUCUGGAGAGAGUUUGGUCCCAGCAGGAGAGCAGCCCGUGUUUAAUGUCGUCGUAUCCACAGAGGAGAGUGCCGACACGGGCCUCCCCCGUGGAAAAGACAAAGGGACCGAUGCUGCAGCCGCUAACGAUUUUACUGUGGAGGAUCCAGAGUCUUCACAAGGAACAGGAAGUGUUUCAGUUGAGCCCCAGAAGAGCCCACAGACUCCGAGCAGCAGUGAAGCUCCCGUGACUCCUGAGCAGCAGAAACCUGGUGGAAGAGCCAAGUCGCAGGUUAAACCCCGCAUGACGAGGAAGAAGAAGAAACAAACCAGCGAGGCCCUCGACCCCGAGGAAGCAGAGUCGGACCCAUCUCAAGCAGCUCAGGACUCAGAGCAUGCUGGGACCUCUGUGGAACCGGGAGCUCUUGAUCAGGGUGUCACGGAGUUGCAGAAAGAGAGGAGCUGUAAGGUCGACGCUGAAAGUGAGAGGGAGCCUGACGUCGGCUCGAGCGCGCAGACAACACGGAGGACGAGGACCAGAAUGUCAGCGAGAUCCAAAACCAAAGCCGCCCCUGCAAGCACUCCUCCGCCCAGCAAAGCGGCUUCGAGCGGAUCGAAGGCCAAAGCUCCGUCUGCGAAGAGAAAACAAUCCUGUCCAGAGUCUGCAGCCUCCACAUCACAUGGCGCUGCUAUCGCACUGCAGCCAAAGGAAAUCCAUGCACCCACUAUUACAUCACCUCCAGAAACAAAGGAGGAGCAGACUUCUGACACGAGUUCCAGCUUCUGCCAUCCUACCGCCUUGCAGUGUCCAGCCGAGGUUUCAGACUCUCAGGAAAGUGGAAGUUUCAUCAGCAGCUUCCAGGAGAGCGAGGAGCCCAUUAGUGUGUCUCAGUAUUUCUUAAGUGACAUUUUUACAGAAGUGGAAAACGAGUAACAAGCAUGGUGCAGAAGGAC
Molecule: messenger RNA, 6959 nt
Organism: Salarias fasciatus (jewelled blenny)
Lineage: Eukaryota; Metazoa; Chordata; Actinopteri; Blenniiformes; Blenniidae
Product: transcription factor TFIIIB component B'' homolog
Exons: 29
Coding region: 127-6939 (2270 amino acids)
Biological process (GO): RNA polymerase III preinitiation complex assembly
Cellular component (GO): transcription factor TFIIIB complex
Molecular function (GO): TFIIIC-class transcription factor complex binding
Source: RefSeq, a predicted model, not a curated record